AUGUUCUAUCUUGUCUGUAAUAAUCUUACCCGACCCCCUGCAUUCUUCCUAUAUCUAUCUAUCUAUCUAUCUAUCUAUCUAUGUCUGUUCAGAUCUAUAUAUCUUAGUCUUUUUAUAUCUAUCUAUCUAUCUAUCUAUCUAUCUAUCUAUCUAUGUCUGUUCAGAUCUAUAUAUCUUAGUCUUUUCAUAUCUAUCUAUCUAUCUAUCUAUCUAUCUAUCUAUCUAUCUAUCUCAGUCUGUUCAUAUCUAUGUAUUUUAGUCUUUUCAUAUCUAUCUAUCUAUCUAUCUAUCUAUCUAUCUAUCUCAGUCUGUUCAUAUCUAUGUAUUUUAGUCUUUUCAUAUCUAUCUAUCUCAUCUUUUCCAUAUCUAUCUAUCUAUCUAUCUAUCUAUCUAUCUAUCUAUCUCAGUCUGUUCAUAUCUAUGUAUUUUAGUCUUUUCCUAUCUAUCUAUCUAUCUAUCUAUCUAUCUAUCUAUCUAUCUAUCUCAGUCUGUUCAUAUCUAUGUAUUUUAGUCUUUUCCUAUCUAUCUAUCUAUCUAUCUAUCUAUCUAUCGAUCUAUCUAUCUCAUCUUUUCAUAUCUGUCUGUUGUAAUCUAUCUAUCUAUCUAUCUAUCUAUCUAUCUAUCUAUCUAUCUAUCUAUCUAACAUUACUAUCGAUCGAUCGAUCAAACGACCGAUCGAAUAAUUCCCUUGGCUUAUUUAUUAUAAUGGCUGUGAUUUUGCUUCAAGUGGCCAUUGUUCUUUGA
Molecule: messenger RNA, 744 nt
Organism: Acanthosepion pharaonis
Lineage: Eukaryota; Metazoa; Mollusca; Cephalopoda; Sepiida; Sepiidae
Source: the annotation of a GenBank genome assembly